CACAUCCUAUCAACAAUAUUGAUUGAGAGCAUCAUGCGGGAAACUGUCACAUUGUUCAAAUAUGUCUGGAAGAUAUCAAGUAAGAGAACUGUGGCAACCUCCGACACCCGCUCUCCUCGAACUGUCUCUCGAACGUUGCGCCCUGGUCUGAGUUAUAGUGAUGAUCUCUUCAUUUACACUCGCGGUCGGUUUGUCUGUGAUGAGAAAGGUGAGAUGUUACAGCGCCAAGUCCGUUUCAAUGUCAACGAGCUAGCCCGUUGUGCCGCCGAAGCUAUCGGAGCACGGUCAUGUGUUACCAUAGAAAAACAUCCAGACGGCAUGUACAACAAGAGUAUGCUUUGCACCAUGGAUAAUGGCUCGCAAGUUGUGGCCAAGGUUCCAAAUCCAAAUGCUGGUAGGCAGCACUAUACCACCGCAAGCGAAGUUGCGACAAUGGAUUUCGCGCGAAACAAUCUCGGAACUCCUAUUCCUCGAGUCUUGAGUUGGAGUUCGAAAGCCCAAGAGAAUCCCGUUGGCGCAGAAUACAUCAUCAUGGAAAAGGUGGCAGGAACCGAACUAGAGCAGUUUUGGCCGAACAUGGCCAUCAAAGAUAGAUUCACUAUCGUGAAGACCAUUGCUGGUUUCCAGAAAGCCUGGACUUCAGUUUCAUUUAAGAAGUUUGGAAGUUUAUAUUAUUCGAAUGAUUUAGACGCAACAACUGAAGGCGAGGAGCUGUACGUCGAUGCAAAUGGCGUGGGCAUUACAGAUAAAAAAUUCGCUAUUGGUCCAUCUACAGGACGCGAAUCAACCGACAAUGGGAGAGCGACUAUCAACUUUGAUAGGGGGCCAUGGCGUUCUCUAGAGGCAUACCACACUGCAAUUGGGCACCGAGAGGUAGCCUGCAUCAGCCAACUUCCUCACCUGCCUAAGUCUCCAAUAACCCUUUGCGGUCCAGGGACAUACCAGCCAACGAGAGAAAGGAAGCUGAGGGCUUUGGACUGCUAUCUUAAGUUGAUUAGGUUCCUCCUCCCUACAGAUCCAGCUAUCUCAUCGGCGCAUCUCUGGCAUGGUGACCUACACGUUGCUAACAUCUUCGUCGAUCCUUCUGAGCCUACUAAGGUUGUAGGCCUCAUAGAUUGGCAAUCUACCGAGAUAUCUCCUCUCUAUUUCCAAGCCCGCCAACCUCAGAUCAUUGACUACGAUGGCCCUUCUGUCUACGGUUUGGAGCGGCCACAGCCACCAAGUAAUAUGGAAAGGCUUGAGGAAAGCGCAAAGAAGAAAGCCGAGAGUUUGUACUUACAGCAAUCGCUCUGCUCUCUAUACAAUACUCUGACACACGGCCGAAAUCCACGGCUUUACGCUGCGCUUCAGUUCCAGCAAACGACAAGCUACCUACUUUUACUCUUGGCACGUAAUCUCCUUAUCGAUGGCGAGGCAUCCUACCUGAUGCAAGUUGCAGAAUUAGACAAAACAUGGGACGCUCUUCCUGGAGCUAAAGACUCGAUUUAUCCUUUCUCGUUCUCAACGAAGGAGCGAGAAGAAAUUGAGGCCGAGGUUGAAGGUGUGGUUCGAGGUAUGGAGGCGAUGCGUUUGAUAAGGGACAGCAUGGGUGAAUUAUUCCCUGAACAGGGAAUAGUGAAGCCAGACCAAUACGAAGAGACUUUACACGCAUUAGCGCAGCUCAAGGACCAGAUUAUUGAAAAAUUCGCCAACACUGAGCAAGAAAGAGAAGUAUGGCAAAUGAUGUGGCCUUUUGGGGCCUGAAAGUCCACCUGGGAUGUUGCUACGAUAUCGCGACCGAAAGUCAUGGCGUAGGAUCUUAUCACUGCCUCGCGCGUGGGCGUUGGUAUCCGGUCUAUGACCGAUGAACCGGGGGAAGGUAUUCGGCAACGCUGGUCUACUUCUGAGCGAUCAGCGGCAGCGUUUGGGCGAAUAUGUGACGGAGGAGAGUGGGUUGCUUGCCUCUUGAAACGCAAAGCUUGAUUAUACAAGUAAGAGUAGGGUGAGAAUCGACGAGGGCAACCACAAAACUCAAGCGCUCCAUCAACGCA
Messenger RNA from Cucurbitaria berberidis CBS 394.84, 2030 nucleotides. Its product is annotated as APH-domain-containing protein. The coding region runs from base 34 to 1743 and encodes 569 amino acids. The record is from RefSeq and is a predicted model, not a curated record. Gene Ontology annotation, cellular component: mitochondrion. Lineage: Eukaryota; Fungi; Ascomycota; Dothideomycetes; Pleosporales; Cucurbitariaceae. The transcript is spliced from 4 exons.